Messenger RNA from Mercenaria mercenaria, 2890 nucleotides. Its product is annotated as monocarboxylate transporter 4-like. The transcript has 6 exons. The coding region runs from base 657 to 2420 and encodes 587 amino acids. The record is from RefSeq and is a predicted model, not a curated record. Gene Ontology annotation, biological process: monocarboxylic acid transport; transmembrane transport. Gene Ontology annotation, molecular function: monocarboxylic acid transmembrane transporter activity. Lineage: Eukaryota; Metazoa; Mollusca; Bivalvia; Venerida; Veneridae.
UGUUGUUGUUGUUUUUUUUUGCUCUAUAUGUCAAUUAAGUCCAAGUGAAGGCAUGAAUCACAUUUGUAAUAGUUCUAGUAAAGUAUUUCAAUAGUCAAGGAAUGUGGCCUGUUGAGCUAAAAGUUAUGCCAUACAUGAAAGGGAAAUAUAGUUAUUUUUGCUCAGAACAAUAACUUUCAGAAUUAAGAAAUAUAUAUUUCAUAGGUCUACUUGUACAACAUGUAGAAUGGAGUUAUUUUUCCUAUGUAAAGCGUAAUGGUAUGAUAAAAAAACAAGUACGAUAUUCACUCACAAGUUACUUUUUAGCCUGGUAUAACUUCUGGCCGCAGGAAAUCUUUCGACUUGUUGUACUAUUGGAAAACAUGGUUAAGAACAAUACCAGUAUACUCUACUUCCUGUGUAUAAAGGUAUAUAAUAUUUUGUUUACUGCGAGACGUCCUAUAAUAAUAAAGGCUUUGAGAAGUUUUAUGAAAGGAUUUAUAAAAACGUAAAAUGCUCACUUACGCAGUUAUUUGAUACUUUAAAGUAACGAACAAGGAUAGUAAGAUCGAGUUCUUUAUAUUUCGCUGCAGUAUACUGUAGAUAAUAUAGACAUACUAUCGGUAAUCAACUGUGCAGAUCAUAACACAUAUCUACUUGGUUAUCUUUUAUUACACAUGGAUGGAAAAGGAAACUUGGAUAAUGAAACAAAAUGGGCAAAAGAAGCUAGAACGGCACCGCCGGAUGGUGGGUGGGGUUGGGUUAUUGUAUUCGCAGUGUUUACUGGAAAUUGCCUCAUGGAUGGUUGUAUAGGAUCUUAUGGUAUAUUCUACCCGGAGAUACUUAAAGCUUUUGAUGCGGGACCAGUCGUUACAUCUAUGGCUGGGUCUCUACUACCGGCAGUAUAUAUGAUAUCAAGUCCUGUAGUCGGUAGCCUAAACCUGAGGUAUGGCAGCCGACCGGUGUGUUUUGUAGGUGGAUGUAUUGGUGGUGCGGGACUGAUCUUAGCCUCCUUGUCUGACAACAUUGCUGUUUUUAUGAUCACCUUUGGUGUCAUCGUAGGAACUGGAAUUGGUAUGAACUUCCUUCCCGGACACGUGAUCACAAACAAUUACUUCGAGAAAAAGCGUGGUAUAGCUGGUGGGAUCGUGUGUGCAGGAGCUGGGUUUGGUGUGUUCAUUUUAGCGCCCAUAUUUCAGCUGAUACUCUCUGAAUAUGGCUGGAGGGGUGCUAUGCUUAUUACAUCAGGAAUCUUUAUGCAGCUCUGUGUCUGCUCUACACUAAUGAGACCACUUCGAAAACAAACGACUAGAGCAGACGAUCAUAACAAGAAUGUAGAAACAAGUGAUAUGAAUGAAAGGGAUCCUAUGUUUAAAACUGACUCCCUAACAGUAACCGAGAAACCCGCUAAACCUGAUAAAGAAGUCCAAGAUAAAUACAAGAUAACAGAAAAUGGAAACAAAGGAAGUGAACAAGAAAUGCUCAGGUUUUUCAAAGAAAGUCAAAAAGACCCAUUGAUGAGACUAAAACUAAGAGAAAAAAGUUCUAGUGAAGACACCCUAAAUAUUAAUAAUAAACGUGUAAAUAACUGUACUGAUGUUAAUAUUGUUGCAAAAUCUCUUCAGCAUAUACCAAAAGAUCAUAGUUACACUAUGCAUACAAAUUUAUCGAACUCUCAGUUUAUAGAGCCAGUGGCUUUACUUGCUCAAAGUCAACAAAUCGUCCAAGGGAACCAGACUGAUACGGACAAUAAUCAUGAAAUACACACAAAUGUCAAGGAAGGUCUUCGUGCUUGGAGAAUCGUGUCAUGUGACACAUCAAUAUUCAGGAACAAAAACUAUAUUCCGUUGUUACUGGGUGGUAUAUUUAUACAGAUGGGUCAGUUUAUUCCCAACACGUUUCUUCCAGAUUAUUGUCAGACCAUUGGACUAGAUGGGGAACAGAUAUCAAUUAUAAUGGCUAUAUAUGGUGGUGUGAAUAUAUUUGGUCGCCUGUCGGCAGGGUGCUUAGCUAACUUGAAGCGUACCGACGCACUAUGGCUGUGCAAUAUGGGAAUGUUUAUGUGUGGAAUAGGAUGCGCUUUAUUUUCUUUAUGCAACACUUUUGCUUCUCUAUGCAUAUAUGCUGUUGGAGUUGGGUAUUUUAUUGGAUAUUUUCCACCUCUGCAAAUUCUCAUAAUGGUUGAGUACCUUGGUAUUGACAAGCUCUCAUCAUCGCUUGGCUUUCUGCAAAUGGCCAAAGGUCCAGCUGCUUUAUUUGGCCCACCCCUUGCAGGUUUAGUGUACCAAUACAGUAAGGACUAUGCAAUGUCUCUUGGCUUUGCCGCCAUAUUGUUUUUCCUUGCUGCAGGGAUACAGUCGCUGGUUCCGAUCUCAAACAUGUGUUCAACGAUUGGCAAAGGAACCAAAAUGAAUAAUGAACUAGAAAUUGAUGUGCAUUAAGCAAUUUGUCUUCUGGAUUUGUCGUGAUAUUACUAUUUCCUUGUUUGGAAACAGGUGCUUGUUUCAAUCUAAAAUGUGCUCAAAUGUUAAGAGAAUAAUGAUGUAGAUAUAAUUCUUGUCUGUCCUAGUUUUGCAGACAAAGUACUGUGUCAUCUCUAACGUCUUGUGAUGUUAUUACAGACGCUUAAUAUUAUUCAAGUUCUUGAAAUGUAAUCAUUAUCAUGCUGCUUAAAACAUAUCAUUUAAAGAAAAGUGAUGCUAUAAACGGACAUCCAUGUCGAGCCAUUUACUAUUGUUUACAUUGUAUGUAAGAUAUUGCUACUCAUUAAUCAUGAAAAUGAUAAUUUAACACAAAAUAUCUUAUGUUUAAAUGCUCAUUUUACUCAGUACAGUUUAUCGGUGAAUGCUGAUAACAUGUCGAAUUAGGUAUUGACUACGCAAGUAAAAAAUAAACUGAACAAAAACUACAA